Messenger RNA from Cutaneotrichosporon oleaginosum, 3857 nucleotides. RefSeq lists its product as uncharacterized. Lineage: Eukaryota; Fungi; Basidiomycota; Tremellomycetes; Trichosporonales; Trichosporonaceae. Gene Ontology annotation, cellular component: plasma membrane; exocyst. The record is from RefSeq and is a predicted model, not a curated record. Gene Ontology annotation, biological process: Golgi to plasma membrane transport; exocytosis. Gene Ontology annotation, molecular function: phosphatidylinositol-4,5-bisphosphate binding.
UCUCACUUUGGUCCAUACCAUCCACAAACUAGUGCAGUUACAACCACAACCACACCCACGGCCAUGUCGAGCUCGAGCUCGGAGGACACACGGGCGCGCAUCGUGCGCUCACUGUUCUCGCGCAAGGCCGAGGACGGGACGCUUGAAGAGACGCUCGUGACGUAUCUGCGCGUCAAGGAAGAUGACGGACAUGGAUCCAUCAAGACCCGCUAUCUCUUCCUCGCCGUGACGCGCCUGGGCGAAUGCAUGCUGCACAAAGGCAAGAGCAACUCGAAUGGCACCUUCUCGCGCGGCAAGACGUGGCGUCUCAGCGAUAUGCGCGCAUUGGAGCAGAUUGGCCCGCGCGACUUCGCGCUCACAAUGACGAUUAGACGGUACCAUUGGAGUGUGGACUCGGCACGGGACCAGCACGCAUUCCUUUCCGCGCUGAUCAAGGCCUACAAGAGUGUGAUGGGAGGUGCAGCACCGCAGAUUAUCAACUUUACGCCCGACGGGCACAGCCACGAGGGCUCGACGUCGACAGUGAGCUCAAGUUCGCAUCACCCGCCACCUGUGAGCAUCCGCGACCGGCUCCCGCAGCGGAGCAACCCGGCCAUGACGAGCUCGGCCUCGCUCGUAUCCACGACGUCGACACAUGAGCGGCACGAUCGCGACCUAGCUCCGCCCCGCCGUCCCACAGAGCGCAGCGGCUCUUUCUCCUCAAUAGACCAGCGAGCGGGAAGUGUUGCUGGGAGUGUCGUGAGCGAUGGCGGCUUCCGACAGCGUCUUGGGAGCUCUGGGAGUCGCGAGCGCGACGCCCAGGUUCGCCCCGCUCCCUCCCCCGCCCCACGAUACCCCGAAAGUUUGGGUCCGGGGCGGCCUCCACCGCGCCGAGGCAACAGCGGGAAUAGUGAUGACCGUGUUCCGCCACCACCAUCGCGAGCCAGGCCGGCGCAGGCUCGCCGUCCUUCGGCCGCUAGCGAGGUCGCUGAGAUCCCUCCUGUUGCCGAGGACGAAGACCCAUACGGCGGCAUUGCGGACGAGGUCCUCACAUCACCCCGGCAAAAUGGCCGGGCGUCUGACAGCGUCGUCUCCCAUGAGCCAGCCUAUACCAUCCCAGCUGUCACAGUCGCCACGUCCGAGGCUCGAUCUCCCGCUCCCCUACCAGCUCCACCGGCGAUCACCACAACACCAUUGAUCGUAACAAACGGCGACCUCGCUCAUUCUCCGGGCGGCAUUACACCCACCACUUCGACCCCAGCCACUACCUCUGCGACCCUUGCACCCCCGGAGGGUUUAGCCCCACCAGGCGCAACGCGUACUGAAGCUACCCCGAGAGAAGGAAGGAGGACUCCCGAGCCGCUUCAGCGCCGCGUGUCGUUCGUCCCGCCCGAGCUUUCCACGUCAUAUUCACGCGACGUGCUGCUCACGCAGCGCACGGGUCUGCUCGGUGCUGAUGUCAUGAGCCAGGACGAAGAGGAGGCGGCUGACGCGAUCAUGGCCAACGUGGAGGAGUUGAUCGAAGGCUUUGACUGGACGGCAUCGGCCACAGCUGGUGAUAGCAGCCGUAAGGGACCAGACGCCAUUGAACAGCGGUUACUGGACGAAUUAGCUGCCCUUGAGAAUGCCAACAUCCACGCGUUCCUAGAAUCCGACGACCGCGUAGACCAAGUGCUAGCGCACAUCGACGAGGCGCUAAUCGAGCUUGACGAUAUUGACGUGCAGCUUACUGGCUACCGGAUGCAGCUGAAUGCCGUUUCGGAGGACAUCGCGUACAUUGAGGGUCAAAAUCGAGGUCUGCAAGUACAAACGUCGAAUCAGCGCGCCCUGCUUGCUGAGGUGCAGCAAUUGCUCCAGAUCACUGACGUCCCCAAAGACGAUCUCUCGCGACUUCAGCAGACAUCGCCCAGCUCGGCCCGGGGCAUCACAGAACUCGAGCAUGCUGCCGCGUCGCUGUACAAGGCGCUCAUGGCAUCGCGCGACACCGCCAACGAAGUCGCUGCAACGGUUGCACACGUGGCGCAGUAUGAGGCGGCAGCAAGCCAGUUCGCCCAGCGCAUGGUGCAAUACCUCGACACGGCGUUUAAUCAUCAGUCCGAGGCGACGUGGGGCGAAACCCAGAAGCGGCGGAGCCUGGUGCUUGAGCCUCACGUAGAGCUUGGCAAGGCGCUUAUGGGUUACGAGGGCAUCGUACUAUUCAUCAAGGACAUGGACGAGGAGCGGUACAAGAAGCUCUGCCUCAACUACAUUACGACCAUGAGCAAGCUACACCAGAAGGAGAUGCGGGGGUUACUUAUGGCACUCAAGGGAGAGUUGAACUCAAGCACUAAGGGCCUUCCAGAAUAUUCCUUCGCGCAGGCCUCGCAGUCAACCAGUAAACCUUCAGGUAUCACUGCGACUGUGGUGCGAUCCAAGACGUUGAAGCGCGGAGAGAUGGCUAGGACCGGCGAUAAGAAGGUGACGGACGCGACGCGCAAGGUCGCGGACAUGUAUGCCACAGGCGUGUCCGAGGUCGUCAAGCAGAUCGUGACCGAGGACGACUUCAUCGCAGCAUUCUUGCACCUUGGCGACACCGAGUCAACGUUCGCCGACUAUAUGGAGCUUGACACUUACUUCCGCCGCCAGGCUUCGCGCCACGCUUCGCACAGCCUCUCGGCCAGUCUCACGCAGCUUACGCGUACUGUCAUGGAGCUCAUGUUCGGAUUUGUCGACGGCGAGAUGCGCCUUUGGGUCGAUGCAAGCGUUGAGGGUAACCCGCCUGCGCUUGUUGGCGUCAUUGCUACCACCGAGCAGCUGCAGGCGGACGCGCAAAUGGAGGGGACGAGUAUGUUCGUCCAGCAGCUGUUUGACAAACAGUUGGGCCGGCAGCGGCAGGCGUUUGAGGCAUUUGUGAACGAUCAAGUUAAGAACAUCGAUAGCGCAAAGACCACCGUGCGGAAGCGGCGCGGAGUGUUCUACUUUGUUCGGCACUUCCCCGUGUUCGUCGAGAGGAUCGAGUGUCAGUUGGACAGCAGUUACGACAACCUGGAUAUCCGCAAGCGGGUCAACAACGCCUAUGAGCGCGUCGCUGCGAGCGUACUCGGGUCGCUCCAACACGUCUCAAAGGUCGUGGGAGCGGAACUUGGGGCGGGCUCAGGCGAGGGCAAGGGCCAGCUAUACUUCCAUGUUGUCAUGAUCGAGAAUCUACAUACCUUCGUCGAUGAGGUGGCUCAGCUCAAUGCCGCUGCGCUUGCCGUGUUCGUCCAGCGGGCGCGAGGUCUGUACGACGAGAACAUGAAGGCCUACAUCAAGAUGAUGCUGAGGAGGGGCUUCAGCCGACUGAUGGACUUUUUCGAUGGCGUUGAGCGCCAACUCAAGACAACCCCACCCAACGAGGUCAACAUGCACUCGGCAUUUUCGCGCAGCACCCUGAAGAAGGUUCUCAAGGAGACAGGUUCCAAGGACAUGAAGAAGGCAGUCGAGGCUAUGGCGCGUCGAGUUGACAAGCACUUCAACGACGACGAGAGUGGGCCGGGGGGUGAUCACGGGAGCGGCUCGAGGCCCACAGACGCUGCCACAGCGGCGCUUAUGGCAAGCGUGUGGCGUGAGGUCACAGCGGCUCUCACUGGGGAAGUUGGGCGCGCACAGCAGCUUAUGUCGAGCUGCGAUUCCACCUCGGGCCUGGCGCUCGAAUUUGGACCCAAGGAUGUGGAGACGGUGUGCCAGCGUGCGUGGGGCAGCCGUGGGUAGCAGGCUUUCAUGCAAGCAAUGCCAUUAUGUUCAUAGGGCGGUUUUGAAUGAUAAUGGCACCUCUGACAGGCCUCGGUCACUCAAUCUCUUGUCGGGCACAACUUCGGCUCAGCACGUCCCUGCUGAGUGCUCUGCCCCAUAGAGUCUUA